AUGGCGAGCACCGAGACUAGAAGGGAGUGUGAGACAGACGGCUGCAGCAAGGACGCCAAACUUCAGUGUCCCACAUGUAUUAAGCUUGGUAUUCAAGGCUCCUAUUUCUGUUCACAGGAAUGUUUCAAGGGGAGCUGGGCAUCUCACAAGUUGCUGCACAAAAAAGCAAAGGAAGACAAGAACCAGAAUGAGUCCAAGAACUGUGUGGAGAACGACAUCAACACAGACCCAUGGCCAGGCUACCGCUAUACAGGAAAACUACGCCCUUACUACCCACUGACUCCCAUGAGGCCCGUGUCCGGUGACAUCCAAAGACCCGACUAUGCUGAUCAUCCCAGAGGAAUGUCUGAGUCCGAGCAGUUUCUGAAGGGGACGUCACAGAUCAAGAUCCUUUGUCCCGAAGACAUCGAAGCCAUGAGAGUGGUGUGCAAGCUGGCACGAGAAGUCCUAGACAUCGCAGCCAAGAUGGUGAAACCGGGCGUUACAACAGAAGAAAUCGACCACGCCGUGCAUCUGGCUUGUAUAGAAAGGAACUGCUACCCCUCCCCUCUAAACUACUACAACUUCCCCAAAUCCUGCUGCACGUCUGUCAAUGAGGUCAUCUGCCAUGGCAUCCCGGACAGAAGACUACUACAGGACGGAGAUAUACUCAACGUGGACAUCACCGUCUACCACAACAGUUUCCAUGGUGACCUUAAUGAAACCUUCUAUGUCGGAGAGGUGGAUGAAGGAGCGAAGAAGCUGAUUCAGACCACCUAUGAAUGCCUUAUGCAAGCCAUCGACUCUGUAAAGCCUGGCGUUCGCUACAGAGAACUAGGUAACAUCAUCCAGAAGCACGCCCAGGCUAACGGCUUCUCUGUGGUGCGGAGCUACUGUGGCCACGGCAUCCACAGACUUUUCCACACCGCUCCCAACGUGCCACAUUAUGCCAAAAACAAAGCAGUUGGAGUAAUGAAGCCUGGCCAUGUGUUCACCAUUGAGCCCAUGAUAUGUGAAGGUGGCUGGCAAGACGAGACGUGGCCUGACGGCUGGACGGCGGUGACCAGAGACGGGAAACGCUCGGCUCAGUUCGAACACACCCUGCUGGUGACAGAGACCGGCUGUGAGAUCCUCACCCGCCGCCUCGAGGACAACGGUCGCGCUCAUUUCCUGAGUCAAAUUCACCAUUUACCUUGAUGUGGGGAUUCUCCUGGUGUGAGCAGCAUUCAUUAUUUCUACAUUUUUCAGAGGACUAAUGUGAUCACAGUUUCUCUGCCAUCUUUGUAUUUCUUCUAAUGGAGUAAUAAAUGACUCUUGUGUA
Messenger RNA from Thunnus maccoyii (southern bluefin tuna), 1300 nucleotides. It is a transcript of the gene metap1, whose product is annotated as methionyl aminopeptidase 1. NCBI's taxonomy places the organism in Eukaryota, Metazoa, Chordata, Actinopteri, Scombriformes, Scombridae. The record is from RefSeq and is a predicted model, not a curated record. The transcript has 12 exons. Gene Ontology annotation, biological process: proteolysis. Gene Ontology annotation, molecular function: metalloaminopeptidase activity. The coding region runs from base 1 to 1176 and encodes 391 amino acids.